Molecule: messenger RNA, 2370 nt
Organism: Dacryopinax primogenitus
Lineage: Eukaryota; Fungi; Basidiomycota; Dacrymycetes; Dacrymycetales; Dacrymycetaceae
Exons: 3
Coding region: 1-2316 (771 amino acids)
Biological process (GO): regulation of alternative mRNA splicing, via spliceosome; mRNA cis splicing, via spliceosome
Cellular component (GO): U2-type prespliceosome; catalytic step 2 spliceosome; U2 snRNP
Molecular function (GO): RNA binding; protein binding
Source: RefSeq, a predicted model, not a curated record
AUGGCAGACGUAGCCAUGCAAUCCGCCGUUUCUACAGCUCCCAAUGGCAUCAACGCUCAUCCCAACGGCCACGAACACACGAACGGCACCGAGGAGCCAAAGUUCGCAACAGGGAUGAUCUACCCUUCUCCAGAAAUUAGGACUAUAAUCGACAGGACAGCACUGCACGUCGCGCGCUCCCAGAACCCGCAGCAAUUCGAAGACCGAGUGCGCGAGUCCCAGCGUACCGAUCCCAAAUUCGCUUUCCUCGCGCCGACAGACGCAUUCCACGCAUACUAUCGGCACCGUGUAGAGCGUAUCCGUGCAGGGGAGGACGUGAACGCCGAUACUGGUGCCGCUGUCAAGACGCUCCCUUCGGAAAAUGCGCUCGAACCGGAGCUGGUGAAGAAACCUAGUGGAAGGCCGAGGGCUGCACCGCCCGAACCGCCCGAGAUGGAGUUCGUCGCUCCUACACCUAAAGUUCCGCCUCUCGAGCUGGACACCGUCAAGCUCACAGCUCUGUUUUUCGCUGUACGAGGAGCUACGUUCCUGCAAGCGCUGAGCGUGAGGGAAGGCCAGAACCCGCAAUUCGAGUUCCUCCGCCCUAAUCAUCCCCUCUUCAAUUACUUCUCGCGACUUGUGAGCCAGUAUAAGGCUGUGUUGCUCCCUACUCGCGAGGGGAGGGAGACGCUCCGCCUUGAAGCCGGGUCCGAAGGUAGGACGCGCCUUUUGGAGAAAGCGAAGGCGCGCGCAGACUGGGAGCGCUGGAAGCGGGAGAGGGAGAAGAAGCGCGCCGAAGACCAGGAGGCGGAGCGCAAGGCCUUUGCCGAGAUUGAUUGGCACGAUUAUGCUAUUGUGCAGACUAUCGAGUUUACUGUUGCGGAUGCGCAGGCGGAACUGCCCCCGCCCCAGAGCGUGCAGGAUGUGGAGAAUAUGACACUUGCACAGAAGAGGAUGACGAAGCUUAUCAACGAGAGUACUACGGAGGAGAUCAAGGCUGCGAACGAGAGGGAUGUGAGGGAGAAAGCGGAGGCUGAGGAGCUCAGAGUGCGGGAAGAGGAGAGACUCAGAGAGGAGGCGCAGGAAAUGCAAGUUGCGGGUGUGAAGAGGAAGGCGCUGGAGGCGGAGAACGAGCAGGAUGUGGAGGUUGCUAGGUUGGCGCAGGACGAGGCGGAGAGGUUGAGGAGGGAGGCGAUGGCCCAGGCACAAGCGCAGUUGCCGGGACAGAUGAAGAUCCGCGAGAACUAUGUUCCCAAGGGCAUCCAGCGCGGAGCGAAGAAGAUGACGAUGUGUACUAUAUGCGGCCAGCAAGUGCCUAUCGACGAGCUCGAGGAACACAUGCGUAUCGAGCUACUCGACCCCCGCUGGAAGUCCCAGCGGGACACGCUCGAAGCCCGGCGUACGCAAGCCAACGAGCUCCAAUUCGGCGCCAACGUCGCUUCCUCCCUCCGUACGCUCGCGCGCACGCGUGUCGACAUCUUCGGCGCAGAGGAAGACGAAGCCUUGCGCAAGAGCGAGGAGGAAGCCGAGAAAGCCCGCGCGAAGGAGAGGGAGAAGAUCGUCUGGGAUGGGCAUACAGCCAGCAAGGAGAGCACCGCGGGCAAGUUCCAGACAAACGUCAAUUUCGAAGAGCAGAUCGCGGCUAUCCAUCGUGCGAAAGGUCUGGGCGUCAUGGCCGAUUCUGGCGGCCCGUCCAUCGGUCCUGCCCUAGGACCGGGGAUCACCCCUUCCUCGUCUGCGGCUCUCGCACCCACCCUACCAGAAUACGCGAACGCAGUGAUCAGCGCUGCCCCGCAACCUGCCACCGCACCGGUAUACGGUGGUCCCGGAGCCUCAUCCCUCCAAACCUCCACCUUCUCCCCAGCAGCAGCAACAGCCGCAGGCUUCGUCCCCCCCGGGAUGCACCCCAGUCGUCUAGCAGCACUCAGCACUCCGUCCGGCCCGACGCCCGAGGGGAGUGAGACUCCCCCGGAGGGCCAGCCGCCAGCCAAGCGCCAACGAGUAGAACGCUACGAAGGGCACACAUACGCCGAAAACGACUGGAUCUCGCUCCAUCCCGAACCAAUCAGUCUGCAAGUCCAACUCCCGAAACUGGACCGGCUUCCUGAAUAUCACUUUGAUGGCCAGGUGGCGCUUAUCCCCGAUUUACCGCUGACGUUGUUAGUCAGCACCCUCCGGGAUCGGAUAUUGACCCAGGUGGACAGCGCGUGUCCUGUUGGGAGGAUAAGGCUCACUUAUGGAGGGAAGACGCUCACGAAUGCCCAGACGAUCGCGAGCUAUAACUUGGAGGAGGGGGAUGCGCUGUAUUUGACUGUGAGGGAUGUGAAGAAACGCUGAGCUGAGCUGUAUGUAGGCAGGCGUGUAUUUGUAGCGAAUGGAUGCGGUUUUGGC